GGGGCAUUGUGGGAAGCGUGGUGACGUGCGCCGCUUCCGGGAGCGAGCGGCUGCAGUGGCCGCGGAGAAAGUUCGGCCGAGCAGAGACGGCGGAGCGGAGAAUCCCGGGCCCAGAGACAGAGGCCGCGCGGUAGCGGCGGCGCGCACCCCGCCUUGGCCACCGGUAGUGGUGUGGGGAAGGGACCGCGCGCAGCAGCAGAGCCAAGGCCGCGGUGCCCGGAGCCGUCGACUGGUGGAGCGCGGAGGCCGCGUUCGCCUGACUGGCGCCCGCAGUAGGCCCGAGUGCCUUCGGGGGGGUGGGCAAUGGGCGUGGAAAAGUGCAUUCCGCACAAACUUUAGAAAGGUGGAGGGAAAAACCAGAGGACCUCGAGAAAAAUGCAUGCGAUUACGGGGAAAACAUGCAAACUCCAAAUAUACAAGCAUCAGGGUCGGGAUUGAACCCACGACCUGUAUACCAUGCGAGCUCUCCCUGACGCCCACGUUCCACUCCGCCAUGGCGAGCCGCUCCCCCAGGACGCCCGCACUGCCGCUGCUGUUGCUGGCGGCGGCGGCGGUGGUGGGGCGUGCGCACGCGGGCGGCUCGCACUUCAAAGAAGGCGAGGUGGUGACGCUGUACGUGAACAAGGUGGGGCCGUACCACAACCCGCACGAGACGUACCACUACUACACACUGCCCGUGUGCCGGCCCGAACACAUUGAGCACAAGAGCCUGACGCUGGGCGAGGUCCUGGAUGGCGACCGCAUGGCACGCUCCAUCUACGAGCUGCACUUCCGCCGCGACGUGCUGCAGCCACGCAAGCUGUGCGACGUCACGCUGGCGCAGGCCGAGCUGCACCAGCUGCACGAGGCCAUCGAGGAGCUCUACUACUUCGAGUUCGUGCUCGAGGACGUGCCCCUGCGCGGCUUCGUCGGAUACGUGGAGGAGAGCGGAUUCCUGCCGCACUCUCACAAGGUGGGGCUGUGGACACACCUACACUUUACUGUGGAGUACAACGGUGACCAGGUGAUCUUUGCCAACGUGAGCACGCGUGACGCCAAGCCGUACAGCCUGGAUGAGCUGGAGCCCGGCGCCGUGGUGACGCACACCUACACUGUCAAGUGGCAGCCCACGAGCGUGCCGUACGAGCGGCGCGGCGAGCGCCUGCGCGACCGCAGCUUCUUCCCCAAGACGCUAGAGAUCCACUGGCUCUCCAUCAUCAACUCCAUGGUGCUCGUGUUCCUGCUUAUCGGCUUCGUGCUCAUCAUCCUGAUGCGCGUGCUCAAGAACGACUUUGCCCGCUACAACGUGGGCGACGAGGCGGCCGAGGACUUCGACCAGGGCGACAACGGCUGGAAGAUCAUCCACGCAGAUGUCUUCCGCUUCCCCCAGCACCGUAGCCUCCUGUGCGCUGUGCUGGGCGUGGGCUCGCAGUUCCUCACCCUCACCACAGGCAUCCUGGUGAUGGCACUGAUGGGGAUGUUUAAUGUUCACCGGCACGGCGCCAUCAACUCGGCCGCCAUCCUGCUCUACGCCUUCACGUGCUGCAUCGCCGGCUACGUCUCCAGUGGCUUCUACCGCCGCCUGCAGGGCACCAACUGGGUGUGGAACAUCGUGCUCACCACCUCGCUCUUCUCCGCCCCAUUUUUCGUGACGUGGAGCAUCGUGAACUCGGUGCAUUGGGCCAACGGCUCGACCCAGGCGCUCCCCGCCACCACCAUCCUGCUGCUCGUGGCCGUGUGGCUUCUCGUCGGUUUCCCGCUCACCGUCAUCGGUGGCAUCGUCGGCAAAAACCGCGCGGGCGCAUUCAAUGCGCCGUGCCGCACCAAAAACAUCGCCCGCGAGAUUCCGGCCCAGCCCUGGUACAAGUCGGCCGUCGUGCACAUGACGGUUGGGGGAUUCCUGCCGUUCAGCGCCAUCUCGGUGGAGCUCUACUACAUCUUUGCGACGGUGUGGGGGCGCGAGCAGUACACGCUCUUUGGCGUGCUCUUCAUUGUCGCUGCCAUCCUGCUGAGCGUGAGCGCCUGCAUCUCGGUGGCACUCACCUACUUCCAGCUGUCGGGCGAGGACCACCGCUGGUGGUGGCGCUCGGUGUUCAGCGCCGGCUCCACCGGCUUCUUCAUGUUCCUCUACUCGGGCUUCUACUACUUCCGCCGCUCCAACAUGUCGGGCGCCGUGCAGACUGUCGAGUUCUUCGGCUACACGCUGCUCACGUGCUACGUCUUCUUCCUCAUGCUCGGCUCUGUGUCCUUCUUCACGUCGCUCGCCUUCAUCCGCUACAUCUAUGUCAACCUUAAAAUGGACUAGUGCUGCUCACUCGCUUGCCUGAUUGCCUGUCCACCCGCUCGCUCUCCCAAUCAUCCUCUCGCCGGUUCGGCCACCAUUUAAAAUUUCCUCCCAAGCCAUUGGGAAGCUGCAGUCUCUGUCAGCUGGAAGAAAAUUGUAAUGAACAUUCCGAUGAAAAAUGUUCAGGCCUCAUGGCACAAUGGGGAAAAAAAAAACUGCAAACACUUUGUAGGUACCAUGCACAGCAGCGUGUUCCAGACUUCUAAUUGUGGAAAGUUGUGAGUUAUCAUCUUGGUAGAAUGGUCGAUUCAGUCCAUCUCUCUGGGAUCAGUAAAAUGAGUGUCUUUGAGGGAAGUUGAAAGUGCUCAUCAUAUGGAGUAGCUGGCCUCGGCUAUAGUUAUGUGGAAUUUCUUCUCCAGGCUCAAUGCCAUGAAUGAGAUGACUAAGUGUUGCCACAUGCUUGUCUGAGCACGGAGUGACUUUACUUUUUGGUUUUCAUUUUGGGGUUUUCAACCAAGUUCCACGCAGAGACAUCGUUAUUUUCUAUUGACUCCUUAAAAGGCUAUGGAGGGUCUGAUAUAUAUAUCAAGGGGUGUGCAGAGGUACAUGAGUGCCCUUUCUGAAUCUGCACACCAGCAGUUCCCUUCCCCUAGGUGGUCAGUGCUAAUAUCAGAGAGACGUGACGCCACUUUUUUUGCGAUGGGCUCUGUGUGAGAGUUUGAUAGCUGCUGUAAAGGGACGUCCUUACCGUUAUCGUUAAGAAUCACCGGUCUAGACGACAGUUGUAAAACGAUGAAUGUGUGGCCACUUUAAGUAUCGCAGCAGAAACGUAUUCCGUUUUACUGAUGAUUUUUAAUAAGGGCAAAACCAUCCCACAACUGCUGGUAGCUUUACUCCUAUUAUAUUUUCUGAGGCCACUCGGCUGAAUCAUGCUGCUUUUCACAUAUAUGCUCGCCUGUAUAUCAUAUCAGCCCAUCAUCUCUCAAAGCAUGGAUAUGACAGGUACCACUUUGUGGGAAAGUAGCGAUGAUCAUCAUCCAAUUGAGAGACUGACUCCAAGGAAAAAGAAUGUAGAACUUCCACCACUGGCUCAGGGCUGCUUACGGAGAUGAUCCCCGACCUCUGCUCAUUAGAGCACGUGGCCACUUUUAAUUUGUACAUACCACUUGCUCCGGUGGACUUGCAAGGUCCUGUAGGAAUUUUCUUAUGAUGCUGGGGCCAAAAUACCUUUCAGCUUUGCAUGAAUUGAGCUCGGCAGUUCUCCGUUUAUACACUCUCAAUUAUAACGAGGGAUCGUUAGAAUUCUCAAGUGUUUCAUUGAAUUAACGUUCUUCGCCCUUCAUUUGUGCCAAUAGAGCAUUCCCAAAUGUGUAAUAUGUACAUCGGCAAACAUUACCUAAAAAAAACACUCAGUUUCAAGAUUUAAAUCAAAAUUAUAGUUUAUUUCAAAUUUUACAUCUGUUACGUUGAAAAUUUAGGUCUCUCUGCAUCAAGGCACAAUGGAAUUCUUUACAACAGUAUUCUAGUUUACCUCGAAACGGCAGAGACGCGUCUCGUAGAGUAAAACAACUCUGAAGCCCCGCUACCGACCUCACCUCCCAUUUAAUGAUCCGUCGUAAUCAGAGUACUGCAUCGGUUGCUUUGCUAUUAUCUGCUGUGUAGGCCAUAGACUUGGGUUUAAUUUAAUUGAGCACACAUCCAAAUAGGGUUGUUUUGGUGCAGUCGUCGUGACAUAUACAUCGCAUUUGGUUCACUUGAGAAGCCGGUUUAAUUAAUCUCAGGUGGCUGAAGCCUAGAUUAAUUCCUGGUAUAUCAACAGUGUUGGGUCAUCUGCUGGGACCUGGUCGGUAUGAGUGCUCUGAUUCACCAGGCCGCCUCUGUUUCAAUGUGCUCUUGUCUGUUUUAAUUGGGGAGAGAAGCAUGUUGCCCUUCGAGUUGUCCAUGUUGAGCAGCAUGUAGCAUAGCUGCAAAGGAGUUGCUUAGUCAUGCAGGAAGAGCGCGUCCGCACAUGAGCGCUGGAAAUGUGCUACUGUGCAGCCUGGAUGGCAGGGUCUUCAUUCGAGCUGGUACCUGGGUGAUUAGGGGAUGUAGAGCAUUGGCAGAUGAAAACAGGACUGAGGGGAGGCUCAUUGUGCAGGAGUUGAGAGCCUGUGUCUGCGGUUUUCCCGAGUUCACCCCGUGUUCAACAGCGAGACUAUGGCACCGUCUUCAACAGGCUAAGACAACCAUGAUGCUACAGGAACACUUGUGAGCACGGUGACUGCCGACCGUGUCGUUAUUCCGUUUGGAAACAAAUUGCAGAGGGUGGCAACACCGACCCAAUUCUGCGAUGUUGAUGAUAUUUCCUCUUCGGUCACGCGAAGUGCUUCAGAAGAGCGACCGAUCACGACACUUGGUACCAGUGCGUCACGGCCCACUUGCAGAGGCUGAACUCUUCCACCAGGUUGUGCGGCUUGGGCGAGCGUCACCAAGCGUCGUGCGACGCAGCUGUCCAAUCGCAGAGACUUGCUCAUCCACGCUUCCCCGUUCACCGUGCCUGGUCACAGCAUCACGAUUGGGAGCACAUCUCUGUUGGGACUUGUUUUGAAUUACAGGUGAAAUGUGCGUGACAUUAAUAAGCAAACCUAAGUCGGCGUUUGGAAGGCCUUUGCCUUAAUUGUACUCUUCUGGAUUGAAGAGGCGGUCUCGUCUAAAGUGGCUGAGCAGCGCAAAGUCGCUUUCGCAACUGCGGCGGGCGGAUAGUUUUCGGCAACACGAGUAAGAACCCCCCCUCCCCUCCCUCCCCACAUUUGCUUGUUUCAUCAGCUCAGACUCGAGCAGAAUGAGAGCCCAAUGAGCAAAGUUUACCAACAAACAACACCAAAUCUACAAAUGUUUUUCUCUUUCAAGCCAAAUGCAGCUCACUCUCUGGGAUGGAGAUGGCAAGGCAUGAUGGGGUAUUUGGCAAAGGCACUGCUCUUUCUCAUGCGAAUUGCACCAACGCCGUUGUUUUCGUAAAGGGAACGAAUUCAUUGAAAUGUCACCGUUUAAUUCCGUUGCUUUGUGCCACGAUGGAGGGGUUUCUCUGGCAGGCGUGCCAGGGCACCUUGGUGGCCAGUUGUCAAUUGUCAAAAGCGCCACCGUCUGGCUGUCAAGUAGCCGCUAAAGACCCUGUAACGAUAUUCCCAGAAUGACGAAAUUCACGAUAAUAGGCCGAUGGGCACAAUGACCAUGUAACGAGUUCAGGAAACAGUUUGGUGUAAGCAGUGAAGCAUGCACGGCUUGUGUGUACUUGCAUAUACUGGGCGCAGUCACAAAUGCGAUAUAAACAUUGUUUUUGCCCACCAAGGAAUUGGCCAAACACCCCAAAGAGGAACCCGAUAAAUAAUCUUGGAACUGAUGGGGGAUAAAGGACACUCAUUAUACGAAUCUCACAACUCGCCAUUAUGACGUGAGUUAAUGAAAUGUAAAUAAAUGUAAUGUAAAGACGAACAAUAACAAAGUCGCUAUUGAAACUUUUAAGGUGUAUUUAAAUCAAAUGUUUUUGGAGGGACUGUUAUGAUUGUGUCCAUUGUUCGCUUCUAAAGCAUUUAUACGUUUGCCAAUCCAUUUAGUCUGAAAUUCACUCAAGAUUGUGGAGACAAACGCAGAGCAGAUGCAGUCUCAUUCAAUGUUACCAAGGCACCAAACUUAUCAACUAAACUUGACCUCUUCUACUUUGAGACUCGACAGGAAAUUUGAACAGGUCGUGCCCCAGAUUAGAGACGCAACUAAAUUGUAAAUAUUUUCGAGCAGUAGCGCUUGUCGUGUGGUAAAUGUACACCAAGGGUCUCCAAUCAAAGCUCUCGCCUCAUUUUAAAUCGGGCAAACGGAAUGGCAUCAGAUGCGCGAGUGUGUGGACAGCUGGAGGAGAGCCAUCCGAAGUGGGGCGCUUGAGCUCAGGUCGUCUGCAUUGCGUUUCGACUUAACCUUUGGCUCAGCCGGUUCUCUCCAGUUUGCUGGUUCUGCUGUGCAAUGGUACAUUGAUUUUGAGUUGCUGUUUUAUUCCCCUUGUUUCUUGGUGACGAUUGUGAAGCGUCGGCAGCCUUCCUCUCUCCCCAUAGCAAAAUCAGAAGUACUGUUUUGCUUUGUAUGUUUUUUUAUCGAUUCAAUUCCAAGCAUUAGGCAUGGAGUGAAGAACGUCUUUCCCUCUUAUUGAGAUUCCUACAACAGGAGAGGCGCAGCUACGUCUAAUCGAGCGACCCACAAGUGACAUCGCAGUCCUCUGCCUGACGUCACAAGCGCUGGUUUGAACGCUCCAGGGCGCCGCGGUGGCGAGAUGUUAACUACCUCGCCUGGUAUGCAGGAGGUCGUGGGUUCAAUUCCGACCCUAACGCCUGCUGCUGCUGUAUAUUUGGGGUUUGCGUGUCUCUCUGUGGUGGCGUGGAUUUUCUCCGGGUCCAAUUUUUUCAUCCACAUCAAUAUGCUUUGAGAGUAUUUGGCUGCUAUAAAUUUCCACAUGACAAGCCACUUCGUUGAGCUAUCAUUUGUGGCCAGGUCGAUUCUGAAAAAGAGCUUUGUAGCUCAGUGGGCCUUACCUGGUAAAAUAAGAAAAAAUAGUUUAGCUGUUUUAGAGCCACGUUCCCCAUGCUCACCUGCUAUAAAUAGACCUACGCAUAUUGACAUGACUGAUUUACAAAACCCAAUUAAAAUGAUUUAGUUUCAGGCCGACGUGAAAUAAUAACACUGAAGCAUUCAAAUCUGCUGUCAUCUUUAGUCGCUGCCUGCAUUCGAGUGUCCAGGGUCGGAGCGCUGCCAGCUCGAUGCCUCCGACGUGAGGGCGCGUGAGGGAGGAGAGCGUGAGGAGAGCGAGCGAGUGAGGGAGCGAGCGAGUGAGGGUGCGAUAGUGAGGGUGCGAGCGUGAGGGAGGAGAGCGAGUGAGGGAGGAGAGGGAGCGAGCGAGUGAGGGAGCGAGCGAGUGAGGGAGCGAGCGAGUGAGGGCGUGAACCCAGCGAGCUACACGGCACCUCGAUUGUGUUCUAGGCACCGCAUUGGGAACCGGGGCCGCCUGUAAUGAAUGUUGAGGAGCGCGCCUCUCUUUACGUCUCCUGUGUUAUGAUUGGUUGGGGGUAUAGGAGGACCGGAUAAGGCACUCUUCUUCUGAACCCCACAGCUCUUUGUGCCUGCACAUGUAGCCUAAUGAACUGUGAUCUCUGGAUAAAUGUAUUUUGCUGUCUUGCGGCAAACCCCAAAGGCAGUAUGGCCUCAUGACUAGUCCUUCCCAGAGCAGCGAGCUGCAGUCUCCCUGACCCAUCUCAAUACGUACAGAGUAAUUACCCCUGUACAAGGGAAAGGUAGCUCUUCAUCUUUGUGCCAGAGCAAGCCAUUGUUUUUAGGGCGGUGUUAAUUGAAUACUGCUUUAACCCUGGUUUUGCAAGGAAGUACUAAACUUAUAAAAAAGCAGGACUAACAAUCCUAAAUUUAUAAUUUUUCCCUGCUCCCAUAAAAAGUAUAUAGAUCCUUUUCGAGGAAUAUUACUUAACAUUCUGAAUUGUUGGCACUUUUGGUAAACCAUUAUCUCACGUGCGUAAGUGAAGAUAUCGCUUCGUCUGUUCAGAGUCCCAGAGCAAAGGACUUGGCUCUUGUAAUAAUGCUGGUGCAUUAAUUUUCUUAAAUUUUUUAAUGUAUUCUGAGACUCGGGUGGGUUUUUAGUGACGAAGCGGUCAGGCAUAUCCUCAGAGUUGCGGGAAAUACGGUCAGCUGCAUUAGAAACACUUGGAAGCUUGCGGUUAAAGAAGAUUCCGUUGAUUUUGUGAAGGUGAAAUGACGUUGCUUUGCUCGUACGGCAGUGCUGUUUUAAGGCAAAGUUUAUGCAGAAAAAUCGGCUCUUCGUGUUUCUGAUGGAUCUGGUGGGUUUCAAAUCAUUUGGUUCAAUAUGGUGUUGACUUAAACUAUUUGUUUUUUGGGUGUUAAAGGUUGCGUUUUUUUUACAUUAGUGUUUAUUUUUUUUAGACAAUUGUUCGAUCUGCACACUUUCCCGUAAUUUCUGAGCGACCUUAGGCCAGCAUCCCCUAUGUACCAAGCUGUCAAUGCAUGGGUGGGAUAGUGCCACUACCACCGCCACCAUGCCACUGAGCAGCUGAUUGCUUUCCACAAGGAUAGAAAGCGCAGCGUGGGACUAAGUUGUCAAGCUGGGCCCGGAUCAAGCAAAACAUUUAACAUAAGGUUCAUACAGCCCAUUACACCGCCUUAAGAUGGAUUGUUUUUAUCGCAGAAUUCUGAAAGAUAAAAUUAGGUGCUAUCUUAAAACACGUGACUUGUUGACAAAGGUUUUUCUGAAUUCUCUUCAUGUGGCUUGGGUAGAACAGCCCAUUGUGGGCACUUGAGUUACUUUGAGCAACACCGCAGCCGAUUUACAGAAGACGCUGUCCAAAUUCGUGCUAAGUUGUAACUGGUCAUUAGCUUCCCAUUGGCUCCCAUAGGAAUCCACAGCUAUCGGGGUUUGCUCUCAACAGCUGGGAUAGCGAUGCUGCGGUGAUCAGAGGAAAUAUGUAAAGGAGUGCUCUAAACAGCAACAUUGAAAAGUAAACCCAACAAUGAAAAUUGGCCUGCUUCAUUAACACCAGAUGGUGGAUCGAGGGCUUGGUCGGCUCAGGGGUAGAACUCGUGCCACGGUUGCUUGUCCGAGUUGUUUUUGACUAAGGGGGGUUGCACCAGAAGCAGCAGAUGGGGGGCAAGUGGUCAUGUCAGGCUGAAAUUUACGCUUCGGGCUGCGUGCCUGUAGUUUACUCUGCUGGCCGGUGAUUAAUACUACUGUACUCUUUCAGUAGAACAGGGGUUGUUGAUUCAAUGUAUGAGGGCGACGGGGGCAUUGCCUGGGCCCAGCAAGUGUUGGGGGUGCCUGGCCGGUUCAGCAGGCAGGGCUCGUUUGAUCACCGAGUGUAUCCGCUAUCCCCAAACACGCGUGCCCCGCUUGCAUUGUCGAUGACGGCAUUUUCACUUUUAGUUCACUCCUCACUGCCGGUGUUCGCAAGUCGCUGCAUCCCCCAUGGCCAAGUCCGCGCUGUGCAUGUGCGUUGUACAGUACCUGUCCUAGAAAAGAACUCUUCACCUGAAAGAGUGCGUGGGCAAUGCUGGCCCGUCGCCUCUGCGACUCUCCGACACUUGUCUGCAGCGAACACGUGAGCGUCGGUCCCUGUUGGGUGGGAUUUACGCGUUUUGCGGUGCCUGGAUUUUGCGGGUCUGCUGUGUACGAUACGAUAUUGUUGGAGCAUAUUUUAUUUUGAAUUGCAUCAAAUUCAAUAAAGAAAAAAACCGAUAGGG
Molecule: messenger RNA, 9544 nt
Organism: Petromyzon marinus (sea lamprey)
Lineage: Eukaryota; Metazoa; Chordata; Hyperoartia; Petromyzontiformes; Petromyzontidae
Gene: TM9SF1
Product: transmembrane 9 superfamily member 1
Biological process (GO): protein localization to membrane
Cellular component (GO): membrane
Source: RefSeq, a predicted model, not a curated record